ACCAGUUCGUAUUUUUCUGAGAUAUUGUCAAGUUUGCAUUCAAAAGGUCAACAUGUUCAAGGCUGCACUUUUGGUCUGCGCUCAGGCGCUCUUGAUCCAGUCUAUCGCUGGACAAUGCAACGGAGCUGGAUGGGGAUGGGGUGCUCCCUUGGCCGCUGCUGCACCUUACGGUCUCGGCGCUCCUCUGGCUGGUGGUUGUGGUUGCGGUGUUGCUGGGAUCCCAGCCUCUAGCGGUGGUGGUCUCGGUGUGUCAAGUGCUUCUCCUAUCCCACCAAACGGAGUGUCUGUGCUCUCAGAAAACGCUAUUGAAGGAGCUCUAGCAGUCGCCGGUGCUUUACCUUUCUUGGGAACCGUUGGUCUGGAAGGUGUUCUGCCAACUGCUGGUGCAGGUGCUGUCAACUACGGAUGCGGUAACGGUGCCGUCGCCAUUUUGGAAGAAAUUGCCCCCGCUGGUAUUGCUGGCCCACUAGGCUACGGCCUUGGCCCUUAUGGUGCUAUUGACGGAAUCGGCUACGGUGCUUUCGGUUACGGUAUCGGUCCACUGGCUGGACUUAACCGUGCUGGUUGCGGCUGUGGCGGCUUCAUCUAAACACGAAGACGACGACGACGAUGACGACGUUAUCCUCAUGUCAAAUAAAAACGCUCUGUGAAUAGA
Molecule: messenger RNA, 655 nt
Organism: Vanessa tameamea
Lineage: Eukaryota; Metazoa; Arthropoda; Insecta; Lepidoptera; Nymphalidae
Product: chorion class B protein PC10-like
Exons: 2
Coding region: 53-589 (178 amino acids)
Biological process (GO): chorion-containing eggshell formation; multicellular organism development
Cellular component (GO): egg chorion
Molecular function (GO): structural constituent of egg chorion
Source: RefSeq, a predicted model, not a curated record